Elaeis guineensis (African oil palm) is the source of this 2828-nucleotide messenger RNA. Its product is annotated as probable methyltransferase PMT26. The record is from RefSeq and is a predicted model, not a curated record. Gene Ontology annotation, cellular component: cytoplasm; endosome; trans-Golgi network. Lineage: Eukaryota; Viridiplantae; Streptophyta; Magnoliopsida; Arecales; Arecaceae. Gene Ontology annotation, molecular function: methyltransferase activity.
CCCUUCGGUUCCCAACUUCCCCGCCUAAAUAUUUAUUAUUUUCCUGGCAUUUAAAAAUAAGAAGUUUAGUGCGGUCUUAACCCACUCGUCUCUUAUAAUACUCUCACGAGGUGCUCCCCCUUCUUCCAAGCCGGGGGAGGGGAGAAGGAACCCUUGAAGCUCUCGCUUGUUUUGUUCCCCUCGCUUCAGAUCCACAGGGUUUCAGCCGAAGAAGAGGUUUUUGCAUGUAAGAAAAUGGCAUUUGGGAAAAGCUCGCGGGCAGAUGCUAGGAGGACGUCAUCAUCCUUCUGUUCAACAACAACAAUUGUCGUGUUUGUUGCUCUUUGCUUAGUUGGCGUAUGGAUGAUGACAUCCUCAACUGUAACCCCUGUGGAUAUGUCUCCGCCAAGUUCCAAAUCUGAUGCUAAAGAUCAAGUUCCUGAAACUGAUUCUAAGCUAUUUGAAGAUAACUCUGGUGACAUAACUGAAGAUUCGGAGAAGUUGGUGCAGAAGACUCAUGAGGAGAAUCCUGUGAAGGGCAAUGAGGAUAAAACCAAUGUUGGGGCAGAGGACACGUCUAAAACUGUGACUUACAGUGACAGAAAUGGGAAGAGUGAAGAAGAAAAAGUUCAAGAGGGUGGAGAUGCAAGUACGGAGACAGACACUGGCAGUCGGGCAGAUGGGGAAGGCAAUAACAGCGAACAAAAGUCAGAUGAGCAAGAUAAGAACUUGGCAGAGAAGUCCGAGAAAGCUGAAAAUAGUGAACAACAAGAAACCAAUAGCGAGAAGAAAUCGGAAGAAGAGGAGAAAUCUGAUGGUGAUGGGAAGGAUAAGGGUCAGAUACAGGAGAAGGUGGAGCAAAGUGAAGGCCAGGGGACAGGACAAAUCUCUGAUGAUAACAAUGCUGGGAACCAGGAUAAGGAUAAAGCCUCAAAUGAGGUGUUUCCAUCUGGGGCCCAGUCAGAGCUUUUAAAUGAGACCAAUACCCAGAAUGGGGCAUGGUCUACACAAGCUGCAGAAUCAAAAAAUGAGAAGGAGGUCCAAGCAUCUGCCUCAUCAAAGGGCCAACUUGUAGGCUACAAUUGGAAACUUUGUAAUGUCACUGCUGAAGCAGAUUAUAUCCCUUGUCUUGACAAUGAGGAAGCUAUCAGGAAGCUUCCAAGUACCAAACAUUAUGAACAUCGAGAGAGGCAUUGCCCUAAAGAGGCUCCAACCUGCCUUGUUCAUGUUCCAGAUGGAUACAAACGACCAAUUGACUGGCCUAAGAGCAGGGACAAGGUAUGGUACUCUAAUGUCCCACAUACCAAGCUUGCAGUGGUAAAGGGGCAUCAGAAUUGGGUGAAAGUUUCAGGAGAAUACCUCACAUUUCCAGGGGGUGGAACUCAGUUCAAGAAUGGUGCACUCCACUACAUUGAUUUCAUUCAACAGUCACUAUCUGAUAUUGCAUGGGGGGAAAAAAGCCGUGUUGUUUUGGACGUUGGCUGUGGUGUGGCUAGUUUUGGGGGCUAUCUCUUCGAUAGAGGUGUGCUUACCAUGUCAUUUGCACCCAAAGAUGAGCAUGAAGCUCAAGUUCAAUUUGCUCUCGAGCGAGGAAUCCCAGCUGUAUCAGCAGUAAUGGGCACCAAGAGACUUCCCUACCCCAGCAAAGUCUUUGAUGUUGUCCACUGUGCCCGCUGCCGAGUACCUUGGCACAUUGAAGGUGGCAUGCUUUUGUUGGAGUUAAACCGUCUUCUGCGUCCUGGUGGUUACUUUGUGUGGUCUGCUACUCCAGUUUAUCAAAGUCUUCCAGAAGAUGUCGACGUCUGGAAAGCCAUGUCUGCCCUUACAAAGUCCAUGUGCUGGAAAAUGGUAAACAAAACGAAUGAUACCUUCAACCAAGUGGGUUUAGCAAUCUUCAGAAAACCUUCUGACAAUAAAUGCUACGAGAAAAGAAUGGAAAACAACCCUCCACUUUGUGAAGAAUCUGAUGAUCCAGAUGCAGCCUGGAAUGUUCCCUUGCAAGCUUGCAUGCACAAAUUGCCUGUAGAUCCUGAUGUGCGUGGGUCAAAGUGGCCAGAGCAGUGGCCGUUGAGGCUGGAGAAGGCACCUUAUUGGCUAAACAAUUCUCAGGCUGGGGUUUAUGGUAAACCAGCUGUGGAGGACUUUGAAGCAGACUAUCAGCAUUGGAAACGAGUUGUAAGCAAGUCAUAUGUCAGUGGAAUGGGAAUCAACUGGUCUCAUGUUAGAAAUGUCAUGGAUAUGAGAUCUGUAUAUGGAGGCUUUGCCACAGCUUUGCGAGACAUGAAGGUGUGGGUCAUGAAUAUUGUCUCCAUUGACUCCCCUGACACACUUCCCGUUAUUUAUGAGCGUGGACUGUUUGGAACGUAUCAUGAUUGGUGUGAAUCGUUCAGCACCUACCCAAGAACGUAUGAUCUUCUCCAUGCAGACCAUCUAUUCUCAAAGCUCAAAAAGAGGUGCAAAUUACAGCCGGUGAUUGCAGAGGUGGAUCGGAUACUGAGACCAGAAGGCAAUCUGAUUGUAAGAGACAAUGUGGAGAUAAUCAAUGAAAUAGAGAACAUUGCAAAGUCUUUGCACUGGGAGAUCCGGAUGACCUACUCAAAGGACAAUGAGGGGUUGUUGUGUGUUCAAAAGACAAUGUGGCGGCCAAAAGAGUAGAGGCAAGCAAAUCAUCGGUGUAUUAGAACCAUCAUCUAUGGUAGUUCGAUAAUUUUUGGCUGUUCUCAUAUAAUCGUGUAAAAUUUUUGUUGUAUGCUUUAUCUUCCUUGUAUCCAAGAAGGGAAAAGCCUUCUAAUUACGAGUCAAUUGUAGAACCAUUUAUUCUUGAAUCAAUGAAAACAUCAUUCUGGAAG